AUGACAGAGAAUGUGGACACGAAACAGUUCAGAGAACUUGUAAUGGAAGGUAAGUGGGAGGAGGUUAUUCCCCUCUACGAAAAAAGUAGCAAAUAUCACAGAAUGAAAGUGAACAGAGCAGACAACAAUGCAAUGCACAUGGCUGUAAACGAGGGCAACGAAGGUGUCGUUGAGCGUCUUGUAGAUGCAAUUGUGAGGCACGAAGAGGACAAGCACGUGGGUUCAGGUGGUAGCGCCCUGAGAUUGACGAACGAGGAAGGGAACAGUCCUUUGCACACUGCGGCAUGGAGAGGGUACACGGGUAUUUGUUUGGCAAUUUUGAUAAAUCAUUGUUACCCUGCACUCAGGUCCAGGGAGAACAAUGAUGGAAUCACUCCUCUUGAAGUUCUUGCCACUAGGACUUCCGCCUUCAAAAGUAGAAGCAAGCUUUCAUGGUGGAGGCAAAUUCUAUACUAUUGUAUAUUUGUAGAACCUCUGAACCCUCGCAAAGAAUUGGAUUUAUAUUCAAAGAAAUAUGGGACGCCUGAGAGCACUGAAGACAAUGAGAAAGAUGAAAGACACAUAUCAAUAUGCUUCUCUUCACCACGUCUUCGGACUUGCGUUGUAUCAGAAAAAUUUGAAGACAACGACGCUCUUGAGUCAGCAUUAGCAUUCCUUACUCUUGGCCUCUCUAAACUUUGGGGGAAUUUACAACAUGCUGAGGGAACAACUAGCUCAUCCCAGAUACCACAGGAACAUAACAAAAAGGAAUCUGCAUCAAAAAGUGAAGAGAAGGGAACAACUAGCUCAUCCCAGAUGCCACAGGAACAUAACAAAAAGGAAUCUGCAUCAAAAAGUGAAGAGAAGGAAACAACACUAGUAGCUGUGGCCAAAACUGGCAUUGUUGAAGUUACAAAUAUGGAUGAGCUUAAGACUAAGAUACCAAGUGACCCCAAUGACUUUAACUAUACCAAGGAAGGCUUAUUGCUUGUGGCAGUGACGAAUAACAAAAGUGAAUCGGCAAAAAAAAUUGACAAAAAUGAGACAGCAUAUUUGGCUGCAGCAAAAAAUGGCAUAGUUGAAAUUGUGUUAGAGCUUCGAAAACACAUACCAAGUGUUGUCCAUGACAAUACCUCAAACAUGGAAAAUGUAUUGUUUGUGGCAGUGAAGAACAGACAACCCCAUAUUGUUCAUAAAUUGCAAAAUAGUUUGCCCCCUAAAUUAUUUAGAAGCCUUAUUUCAGGAUCAGAUAACAUGGACAAUACUGUGUUACACUUAGCAGCAGCAGGUGCAGUAGGCGACAAUGAAAAGACUUGGCAGAUACCUGGCGCUGCCAUGCAAAUGAUGUGGGAUAUCAAGUGGUACCAGUACAUUGAAGGGCUAGUGCCGGAUCAUUUCGCUUUUAGAAACAACAAAGAUGGUAAAAUAGCAGUAGAAAUCUUCCUUGAACAACAUAAAAAACUCGUUGAAGAAGGUUCUGAAUGGCUAAAGGGAACCUCAGAAUCAUGCUCAGUUGUGGCAGCACUCAUUGCUGGUGUUUCCUUUGCAACUGCUAGCACCGUCCCUGGGGGCACCGACGAUGGUAAACCUGCAUUAGAAGGCGAAUCUGCAUUUGAUGUAUUUACCAUUGCUUCACUAAUUGGACUUUUCUUCUCAGUCACUGCACUAAUAAUGUUCCUUUCUAUACUCACUUCUCGAAAACAAGCUGCAGAUUUUCAUAGAAGUUUGCCCUUUAAACUUCUUUUUGCCUUAACUUCUCUAUUUGCAUCCAUUGCUUCAAUGCUUGUUUCCUUUUGUGCUGCCCAUUUCUUUGUUAUCAACGAAAAAUUCAAACGCAUAUUCUUCCCUAUUUAUGUUGCCACUUGCUUGCCUGUGACUUUCUAUGCAGUGGUACAAUUUCCAUUAUAUGCUGACCUUGUUAAAGCUAUUUUCAAGAAGGUACCACAAACAAGUGGUAAAGGUAUCCAUUUGUAG
Messenger RNA from Abrus precatorius (Indian licorice), 1953 nucleotides. RefSeq lists its product as uncharacterized. Gene Ontology annotation, molecular function: protein binding. NCBI's taxonomy places the organism in Eukaryota, Viridiplantae, Streptophyta, Magnoliopsida, Fabales, Fabaceae. The transcript is spliced from 7 exons. The coding region runs from base 1 to 1953 and encodes 650 amino acids. The record is from RefSeq and is a predicted model, not a curated record.